GACAGUUUUCUGAAGCCAGCGAGGCAAACUCACACUACGUGUCAUGUAGACAGUUCUCGGCACGUAUUCAAAACCUGGUUUUGUUCUUUAUCUUUCUUUCUUGUUCUCGUCUUCUCUGCUUUCCUCUGUCUCUGUUUUUCAUUACCCUUUUUCCACAUAAACAACAAAAACAAGAAAAACACCAAACCAGACCAAGCCACACCAUGAUGGACAUUAGUCAACCGGAAGCUACCAACCUCCCUACCCAAAACUCCGACGACCGUCGAAGCUCCGUACCAUUCUCCACCGUCAAGCUCCAAGAACUUCCCCACCUGACGCACUACCUUCCGGACCUCCAGACCCACCCGAACCCGCUCCAAAACAACCGCUUCUACCAUACUUCCGACGGUCUCUACGUCAACCAUUCGGACGUCAUCCUCCGUCAGAUCGUCUACGAUCUCUCCGAAACCUUCCCGUCACCUUCACCCCACUUGGCCUACCACCAGGCCGGACCUCGAGAGCGUAUCUACUGCGACCCAACUUGGACCCAGGCAGCUAUCGUCACCUGCGGAGGACUAUGUCCGGGCGUCAACACCGUCAUAAGAGAGUUGGUUGUUGGCCUCUGGGAGCUCUACGGUGUUCGUCGGAUUUUCGGUAUCACCGCCGGAUUUCGGGGUUUUUACUCCAGAGAUUGCGUGGAACUGAACCCGAAGCUUGUGGAUAGCUGGCACAAGACGGGUGGUACUGCGCUUGAGACCUCCAGAGGUGGCUUUGAUCUUAAUAAGAUUGUGGAUGCUAUUCAGGAUCGUGGGUUUAAUCAGGUGUAUAUCAUAGGUGGAGAUGGCACGAUGCGUGGGGCUGUGAAUAUAUUCAAUGAGAUAUGUCGCCGAAAACUGAAUGUUGCGGUAGCUGGAAUCCCCAAAACAGUUGACAAUGAUGUAGGAAUCAUUGACAGAUCCUUUGGAUUCCAAACAGCAGUGGAAAUGGCCCAACAAGCAAUCAAUGCAGGUCAUGUGGAAGCUGAGAGUGCGGUUAAUGGAAUAGGAUUGGUGAAACUAAUGGGAAGAAGCACAGGGCACAUUGCUCUUCAUGCAACACUCAGCAGCCGUGACGUGGACUGCUGCUUGAUUCCCGAAAUAGAUUUCUACUUGGAAGGCAAAGGAGGGCUAUUCGAGUUUCUCGAACAGCGACUUAAAGAAAACGGACAUGCAGUAAUAGUAGUGGCUGAGGGAGCAGGACAAGAGUUGAUACCAAGAAAUGAUGCUGAGAAACAAGAGAGGGAUGAAUCUGGGAACCUAGUCCUUUUGGAUGUUGGUGGAUGGUUGAAGUCAGAGCUGAAGAAAUGGUGGUCUAGGAAGCAUCCGAAUGAGUUGUUUACAGUGAAAUAUAUAGAUCCCACUUACAUGGUACGUGCAGUUCCUGCCAAUGCUACGGACAAUACAUAUUGUACACUUCUAGCACAUUCAGCAAUCCAUGGAGUUAUGGCAGGAUACACUGGAUUUGUCUCUGGUCCUAUUAAUGGAAACUAUGCAUAUAUUCCAUUAGAAGAGGUUGCACAAGCUAAAAAUGUGGUCAAUACUAAGGACCAUAAAUGGUCAUGGGUCAGAUCUGUUUCCAGCCAGCCUGAUUUUGUGAGGAGCUAAACUUUUGAAACUAUGCUGCAUUUGAAUCUGAGAUAUUUUCAUUGAGUCUGAUCUUAGUCUCUGUGAAUUCUUUAUCAGACUUUUCCCCACUGUGUUAUAUGUGUGUUUUUUAUACAGAAUUUUGUAUCUUUUGAAAAUGCUGUUAAGAUAUAUUAGCAAUAAUCUUUAUCUGUCA
Molecule: messenger RNA, 1797 nt
Organism: Ziziphus jujuba (common jujube)
Lineage: Eukaryota; Viridiplantae; Streptophyta; Magnoliopsida; Rosales; Rhamnaceae
Product: ATP-dependent 6-phosphofructokinase 2
Exons: 2
Coding region: 204-1622 (472 amino acids)
Biological process (GO): fructose 6-phosphate metabolic process; glycolytic process
Cellular component (GO): cytoplasm
Molecular function (GO): ATP binding; 6-phosphofructokinase activity
Source: RefSeq, a predicted model, not a curated record